This is a messenger RNA of Durio zibethinus, 711 nucleotides long. NCBI's taxonomy places the organism in Eukaryota, Viridiplantae, Streptophyta, Magnoliopsida, Malvales, Malvaceae. The record is from RefSeq and is a predicted model, not a curated record.
CCAAACGGACAAACAAAAGCUAUAAAACCCUGGUGACUGCUGGACUGGUUGUGGCUGGUGAGCUUUGCAAAAUGCUAUCUAAAGGAAUUGGAACAUUGGCAACAACUACAACUAUGGCAGCAAGAUCCUUAUCCAUAGCUCACAUCCCCAGGCAUAAACUCAGACGGGUUUUCACUCCUUUGUCAUUUUCUUCUUCAGCAUCCGAAGCAAGAAAGCUGGUUCUCUACUCAAAGCCUGGUUGCUGUCUAUGCGAUGGCCUCAAAGAAAAACUCCACGCCGCCUUCUCACUGUCUGGCCCAGAUUCCCUACAUGACAUCGUUUUACAGGUGAGGGAUAUUACCAGCAAUCCUGAGUGGGAGAAGGCAUACCAAUAUGAGAUACCCGUUUUAGCCAAAGUACUCUCUGAUGGCACUGAGGAAAUACUGCCUAGAUUAUCUCCUCGACUUGGGCCGGAGCUUGUCCAAAAGAAGAUAGCAGCUGCUUUUAGACAGUAAUAGUCUGUAAUUUUUGGUUAUAUGAUGGAUAUUGAAGCUCAUGUAGAACAAGUAGGGAAAAGGAUUUUGAUAUAAAAUGAAAACUUGCAUCAAUCAUGGUUCUUUAAUGUCAUAUUCAUUCCAUUUUUUACAACUUUUGACUAAUCCAUUGUUUCAAUGGCCCCAAGCUGUCCGUGCUUUGAUUGCUAUUAAACUUCUGCCUUUAUAUGGUGCACGA